Punica granatum (pomegranate) is the source of this 486-nucleotide messenger RNA. The record is from RefSeq and is a predicted model, not a curated record. NCBI's taxonomy places the organism in Eukaryota, Viridiplantae, Streptophyta, Magnoliopsida, Myrtales, Lythraceae.
AUGUCAAGCCCAUACCCGCCAGCAGAUAGAGGAAGAAGCUGGUUCAAGUACUUCCAAUAUGAUGAGGGUCGGGACUCACCGAGUGAGGCUCGGAACGUCCUUCUGGUAAUCGCGACUCUCAUCGCGGCCGUGACCUUCCAGGCUGGGGUCAACCCUCCCGGCGGUGUGUGGCAGGACAAUGACAAAGGGCACAAGGCAGGGCAGGCGAUCUAUGCGUCCCAGGAAAUAGCCUUUUACGUGUUCCUCGUAUCCAAUACACUCGCCCUCUCCACGUCGAUCCUCGUCAUCGUCUCCUUGACCUAUCGGUUCCCUUUCCAUUUCGAGGUGUGGGUGGCCACGGCCUCGAUGAUCGUGACCUAUGCUUCUGCCAUCUUCGCGGUCACGCCGAACGAGUCAGUGAGGUUCCGCUAUAUCUUGGUCGCUGCAGGAGUGCCCUUCGCCGUCCGGACUUUAAUUCAGAUAUGUAAGAAGCUUAGGAAUCGUUAG